CUAUGCAGUUGACUGCACUUUUUAAAUUCAGUCUCCAAAAUGAACGGGCUGCUUGUCGUGACUAUCUUGCUGAUCAUCGGUCCACUAUACGUUUUUCCUCUUCAAGAUGACGUUAAAGAAGAGUGCAUACAAGAGGUUGGUUUGAACAAAGAAAACUUGCGUAGCAAAGUCAAUUGCUAUUUUAGGUGUAUAUUUGAGAGGCAGAACGUGAUUGUCAAUGGAACGAUCAAUUUAUUUUAUAUUAAGGGCGCAAAACCUUGCGAAGACAUACAGAACGACGACCCAUGUAGACUCGCAUUUCUACUUCAAAGGUGCCUCAAACACAACUUGAGUGAAGAAGAAUUCUCUCUGUUGGCACCAUAUUACCACUACCCGCGUUUUGAUUGAUAUUCAGUUUGAAUAUAUAUUUGGACUUAAAAAGUGUUUUUUUUUUCAAUAAGAACUGUGUAUUCACUUCAUAAAUAAAAUACCAAUAACUUUCUAAUUAACAUUAUUAUAAUGUAUUAAUUCGGUUCGAACACCUAAAAUAUUUCACUGUUUCUCAAAAGCUUGAACGAACAAAUAUUUACAUAUUUCAUAAAAUUAAACGAUAUAAUUAAGUGGUAUACCUAAGUAAUCGUGAAUAUCAAUAAUUGAGGCAACUUAUUCGUUUCAGUCUUUAAAAUAAACAGGUUGUUUGUCAUGAC
Molecule: messenger RNA, 686 nt
Organism: Drosophila mauritiana
Lineage: Eukaryota; Metazoa; Arthropoda; Insecta; Diptera; Drosophilidae
Exons: 2
Coding region: 40-387 (115 amino acids)
Molecular function (GO): odorant binding
Source: RefSeq, a predicted model, not a curated record